AUGUCGUUACAGGCGGCGGACAAAUGGAACAGGGAGACUCCAGUCCCAUUGCAGGUCAUUCAAUACGUUGACCAAGGCGUUCGGGAAAAGUUGCCUGCUGGUACAGAAGUCCUUGGUAUCUCUCGCAGUGGUGCUUCGUACUGGGCUAGGACUGCCAAGAUCGAUGCAACAAAUGAGGCUGGAGAAGAGACACCCUUUUUCAUAAAGGUAAUGAUCGUAUGA
This is a messenger RNA of Pseudomassariella vexata, 222 nucleotides long. RefSeq lists its product as uncharacterized. Lineage: Eukaryota; Fungi; Ascomycota; Sordariomycetes; Amphisphaeriales; Pseudomassariaceae. The record is from RefSeq and is a predicted model, not a curated record. The coding region runs from base 1 to 222 and encodes 73 amino acids. The transcript is spliced from 2 exons.